UGAGGUAGCAGCCGGUCGAGGGUCGAACGGGCGCGGACAGUCGCUUUGCCAUGGGUUGGUAAAGCCGUCCGGUCCGGACCGCGCCGUGGGUGCCGAGCGCACUUUUGGCACCACUGGCCGAGAGGAGCGCGCAUCACCGUCGGAGACGGCGGCUAGAGAGGACCGACGAAUCGACCGGGCGGAUGUUUUUAACGCGGGCAUCCGCCGUAGCGACCCGGUCAAACCGGCCGCCUCGUGCGUUUUCCACGACUGUCCCCGCCACCGCGCACAACCGGCCGGAACCGUCCGCCACCGCGUCAGCACGUCAUUUCCUCUUCCUCUCCCGCCGUCACACCCUCCCGUGCAUUGCACGCGUAUUCGGUAUUAUUAUUACUAUUAUUAUUGUUGUUGUUGUUUUAAUAUUUUAUCGAACGACGGGCGCCCGUCCGGCGGAUACCGGCGGCCCGCACGUCACCGUUUUCGCUCCGUUCGUACCGCGCGGCGACGGCAGACCGCCAUUUAUACGUUAUACCGCAGUCAACGGUCGUACACGAGCUCGGGCGCACACAUGUUAACUGCCAUCGGCUUUGCUCGUCAUUUUUGUCAUUAUCAUCGUCGUCGUCGUCAUCAUUAACUUUUUACUUCUCUAAUAAGGUACACACAAACGUCACCGUGUUUAAGUACACCAUAAUACCACGAUAUACGACAGCCGGUGCAUAGGGUAUUAUUGGCGGUUAGGAACCUCUGCCUAUCGGCCGAACGACUUCAAUAUGGUCUAUUUCACGGAAAAACUCAUAAACGAGAUACGCAAGCGGUCGUGCAUAUGGGACACGGCUGACGUGAACCAUCUCAACAAGGAAGUGCUGGCCAACAUGUGGACGGAGAUCGCUGAAAAUCUUUACUCCGAUUGGCACUCAAUCAGCAAUUUCGAUAAACGCGACAGAGUUUCCGAUGUCAAGAAAAAGUGGACAAACAUCAAAGACUCGUUCGUCAAGGAAGUCAAGGGCAAUAAACCAAGAAAGUCCUUACGCCAGCCCGAGGAGCACCGGAAAAAGUACUACCUGUUCGAUCACCUACAGUUUCUGAUACCGUUCAUCCAAGACACGAAAUCCGGUGGCGGUAGUCGAUUGGCCGAAGACCGCAGUGCCGGCAAACCUGCGAGCAAGAAAAUGCGUAAAAACACGCUUCACGGCGAAGGUUCGUCGCGGAACGCACUAUCAAUAACGGCAGCGGCCUCGGAAACCCCAGCCAAAAGACCGGAAAUGCUGCAACCGGAUGUGCAGCAGCACGCUGACUUGCUCAACAACUUCGCUGGCAAGACGGCCGCUGCCGCGCUGUGUCAGCUGGACGGCGACUUGUCGUUUAUGGUGUCGCUGUUGCCCACCAUCAAGUCGAUGAACGAAAAGCAAAAGAUCAACUUCAAGAUCGGAGUCCUGCAGCUCAUAUCCCGGAUCAAGUUCGACGAAGUGCAAAAUAAUGCACCGGGUGUGGCCACGUACGAGCAGUUGACCGCGGCGACCGCCAAUCGCCUUAGCUUUCCCGCGCCCCGUCCAGUGCGUCAGGUGGCCGGCGUCAAACACCCCCUCGUCAACGCUGCCGUGUCGUCUACUCAGCAGCAGCACCACCGCAACCACCAACUCCGCAACUUACAGCCGGCCGUCGAGCACGAGACGCCGCGGGUUAAACAUCCGGACUCGAGUCCGGAGUCAACGUCGUGGUGUUGCGACGACACCAGCACCGAAGAAGAUGUGGAAUGUACCCCUGAUUAUACACCAUCCUAAUUGUACAUACACGUACGUCAACUCAACGAUUAAUUAUAUUUUAUUUGAAAUCUAUAAAAAAUAAUGAUUUUUCUUGAGUAAGCAUUAUUUUUUUUUAAAUGUUUCCUCUUGUUUUUAGUAUAAUAUUGAAUGCUAUAUUAAAAUAUGUGGAUGUCAUAUGUCUAUAAGUACUGUGAAUAAAAAUGUACUUUUGUUUCUA
Myzus persicae (green peach aphid) is the source of this 1959-nucleotide messenger RNA. RefSeq lists its product as uncharacterized. Lineage: Eukaryota; Metazoa; Arthropoda; Insecta; Hemiptera; Aphididae. The record is from RefSeq and is a predicted model, not a curated record. Bases 750 to 1760 code for a protein of 336 amino acids. The transcript has 2 exons. Gene Ontology annotation, biological process: regulation of transcription by RNA polymerase II. Gene Ontology annotation, molecular function: DNA binding. Gene Ontology annotation, cellular component: transcription regulator complex; nucleus.